CCCCAUCGACAGCCCAUCGACAGAGCAUCAACGACGUGCGAGCCGACCGCCAUAUCCAUCAGCGAGGGUGCACAGAGCCACCACCACCACCCCGGACCAGUAACCCGAGCUCCAGAGCCACCUUCUUGUUCCCAGCGGCUUCCCAGCCUCCGCCCGAGUCUUCCCAGCGCAUCCGCCCGGCAUGGAUCAUCCCAAAGGCAUCUUGAAGCGCAAUGCUUCCUCGCGCCCGACUACAUCGCACUCAAAGCUGACAUGGGACGAAGACAACAUCAUGCUGACCGAGGCGCAACGCGGAAACACAAUGAAGAUCACCGAGCCCAAGACCCCAUUCAUUCACUACGACCACGAGCGGGAUCUCAUCCUGGGCAACACUGGUGACAUUCCUCCGAUUGAACUGACAAACGCGAUUCAGAUGGCAAAGGAGUCAGGCGGAUACAGCUCGAGAUCCUCGAUCACAUCGUCGUCGUCGUCGUCGUCCGAGAGACGAAUGUCAAGGGGCGAGUGGGACUCGUCUUCUGAAGACGAAGAGCAUCUGCAUAUGACUGCUGAAGAGCGAGAGCGACACCAACGGUUCGUCCGACUGAGAGCCCAGCACUACAACAUGAAGGCUGCACUCACCCAUCAUCAAGACGAGGAUGAUGAGGAAGACGAUGGCAACCAAGGUGCCCGCUCCGACAGCCAGAAAAGCGAAAAAUACAACGACGGCAAGGAUGCCCAGGAGGACGACAGUGAUGAAGACGACGCUGACGAGGCCGAUGACGGUAACGAAGACGCAGGCGAGACCAAUCCUUCCAGAUCAGGGCCAGCUGGCAAGGGCAUCGUUCGUCAGAAUCCGCCGAUCCAACUGCAUCAGCCCAACGCAGUUAAAUUCCCCUUGAAGUCGGCGCUCAAGUCCAGUAGCCACAGUCUGCAUUCCGAGACGAAGCACGCCGAGAUCCGAAUGUCAACAGGGUCGCUUGGCGACGACAAGAUGGAUCUCUCGUGAUGAUCUUGGCCCCCUAUCCAGAGCGGUAGACAUGCUGUUCCCGAAGCCAUAGUCAUCGCUUGUGGUCGUGACGUCCACGGCAGAUGAUGCACCGUCGUUAUGUUCGUUUGCAUCCCGAGUGUGUAUUGGGACAGGCUCGCCUGGGUCAUUGCAUUGCGCCGCCAUUCCCUGUAAUAAUAUACA
Polychytrium aggregatum is the source of this 1168-nucleotide messenger RNA. RefSeq lists its product as uncharacterized. Gene Ontology annotation, biological process: regulation of signal transduction. The transcript has 4 exons. The record is from RefSeq and is a predicted model, not a curated record. NCBI's taxonomy places the organism in Eukaryota, Fungi, Chytridiomycota, Chytridiomycetes, Polychytriales. Bases 182 to 985 code for a protein of 267 amino acids. Gene Ontology annotation, molecular function: protein phosphatase inhibitor activity.